Messenger RNA from Coniophora puteana RWD-64-598 SS2, 1151 nucleotides. RefSeq lists its product as uncharacterized. NCBI's taxonomy places the organism in Eukaryota, Fungi, Basidiomycota, Agaricomycetes, Boletales, Coniophoraceae. The record is from RefSeq and is a predicted model, not a curated record. The coding region runs from base 1 to 957 and encodes 318 amino acids. The transcript has 2 exons. Gene Ontology annotation, molecular function: protein binding.
AUGUCUGCAGCUUCGAGCCCCUUCGACCACCCCAAAGCCGACCUUUACAUACUAUCAGCAGAUGGCGUGUACUUUCGCGUCUUCAAGCUCUUCCUUUCCCUUGCCUCGCCCAUCUUCGAAUCUAUGUUUGAACUACCUCAACCAGCCGCGGAAGAGAACACCGCAAACAACUUCAAAGACGGCCUGCCGGUCGUAGCCGUCUCAGAGUCUAGUAAGACUCUAGACUCUUUCCUCCGAUUCUGCUACCCUUCAACACUCACUGAAGACCCCGACGUGACCAAGCUGGGCGACGUUGUCAACGUCCUCGAAGCUUCCCGCAAAUAUGAGGUCUCCGUCAUCGAAAAACGUCUAGGGCGAGUGCUCGCAACGCCCGAGGUUCUAGCACAGGACCCCUACAAAUGCUUUGCUAUCGCCUGUCGUUCUGGAAUGAAGAAAGAAGCGGAGCUCGCUUCGAAGUACACGCUACGCCUACCCCUCAUUCCACCCAUGUUUCCCGAGAUCGACAUGAUAUCUUCUAAGCAGCUCCUCGUUCUCCUCACGUAUCAUUCAAGGUGCACCGCGGCUGUUGCAAAUCUGGCCAAAGACUAUAAUCCAUGGAUGAUUAAACACUUUGCGGCGAGUGGGCUCUCGUGGCUAACCACCAGAUCCGGUCAUACCCACCAAAGCUAUGGCUCGAACUGCCAACGCAGGCAGAAUUAUCAAUUUGGUGGUACAGAGGGAGUUCUGCUGUGGUGGGCUGAUUAUAUGGACGAGAUACUACCCCUCGUGCAAGAUAGGCCUUCUCCAAGCACCGUCAAAAAUCAUGACGUCCAGAAGUUCAUUAACACAGCUCAGAAGUCGGGAUGCGAGCUCUGCUCGAAGAUCGUCCGGGAGCGUCUGACAGAGUGCAUCAACCUCCUUGCUGAAGAGGUUGAAAAGGCAACCUCCAUAAUAAAAAUCGAGAUGAAACGGUUUUGAACUGUUACCAACCAAUUGGUUCUAUUGGACGAAUGCGAGAAAGUUACGAUCAUUAAAGGUCUCAUUGGACAAUCAUGCUAUUCUACCUGUCGUCGCUUCAGCGCUAAUGGCAUACUCUCCUCGGCAUCAGAGAGUCUGGCCUCAUCCAUAUUAGUAGUUCGCCCCACUCAUCCACAUCGUCCCACCAAUCGUCC